AUGCUGCAUCCACCUCCUCCCCCCUCAGCGGUGGCAGCAGCAGCACAGAAGGGGGCUGGUGUCUCUGCCGGGGACGAGCCCACGAAUGAGGAGCUGCUGGAGGCCACACAGGACCACAACGAGCCCCUGCAACCUCCAGCAGCCAUGGAGCCAGAGCCAGCCGUCCUCCCUCCCCCGUCUCCUGCUGGCAGUUCUGAGCUGCUGCCUGCGUCCUGGCGGGCAGUUCUCACUGCGGAGCAGCAGCAGUGGAUCGGCCGGGUGCUGUUUACCAGGAGCAGCAAGGGGAGGUCCCAGCUCAUCAAGGAGCUGAACGUAUGGUGGUACCCUCCCCAGACCCGGCCGAUCUACACCCAGCCUCCCGCGUCCCCCGACCCCUUCUUUGCAUGUCGGCUGUUCCUGUGGAUGCCACACAGGAUCUGGCAUCUGCAGCUGACGUGCCCCCAGCCUUUGUGCACCGGUACCAUGACAAAGGCUGGGCUGUACAGGACCAUCCGGAGGGUCCUGGACAUCGACGGCUGGUAUCUCAUGGCCACUGAGUACCUAGAGUGCCGUCGGUGUAAGAAGAAGGUCGGAGGGUGGUCACAGGGCAUCAUCAGGCAGCUGUCCCCCACCUACAGCUGCCAAUUCCCAGCUGUACUUACGUACAAGCUGUCCUGUGACCUUAGGGUGGUCGCACAGCUGAGGUCUCGCACUCUGGGUAACAGUGCUUCUCGGCUGUGCAACACCCUGCGGGAGGCGCACUCAGAUGCCUGGAUGCGGAGAGCUAUCGCGUACCUCGGCGUGUGCGAGCAGUUCCUGGCCUUGUGCACGGUGAGGGGGCAGUUCCCACCACCACCCCAGAUGCCCCCUCUCCCCUCCGCCGUCUGGCUGUUGACAGUCUACAGCCAUGACGUCCUGACGCGGCUGGAGGAGUACAAGGCCAGGAUCACGUCCACCUUGGGAUCCAUCCUAAAGAUGGAUUCCACUAAGAAGGUGACGAAAAAGCUUGCAGGUACCGCUGAAGACACGGCCGCCUGGGUUACCAACGUGGGUAACGAGCACGGGCAGGUCCUCAUCAGUGUCCUCACCUGCUCCGAGGGCACCGAGGGCCUGUCCCCCAUGGCGGUCGGGUUGAUGAGGCGGUACCGACUGCGGAGAAGUAUAUCCCCCAGCUGA
Perca fluviatilis (European perch) is the source of this 1155-nucleotide messenger RNA. RefSeq lists its product as uncharacterized. The transcript has 6 exons. The record is from RefSeq and is a predicted model, not a curated record. The coding region runs from base 1 to 1155 and encodes 384 amino acids. NCBI's taxonomy places the organism in Eukaryota, Metazoa, Chordata, Actinopteri, Perciformes, Percidae.